Saccoglossus kowalevskii is the source of this 1852-nucleotide messenger RNA. RefSeq lists its product as uncharacterized. The record is from RefSeq and is a predicted model, not a curated record. Gene Ontology annotation, molecular function: calcium ion binding. Gene Ontology annotation, cellular component: myosin II complex. NCBI's taxonomy places the organism in Eukaryota, Metazoa, Hemichordata, Enteropneusta, Harrimaniidae.
GUUUUGUCGAUACACAAUUUCUAUAAAGAGUUAAAGCCUUUGGCUUUACAUGAUUGCGGGAAAUGAAUCUGAGAUGAAACUGACCUCGUACCGAUUAUGUGUAUAUUUAUAGAUAGACCAAUGAUUGAGCUCGUUUUAUAAGACAUUUUACCCAUCAUCCUCUACGGUGGCGGUUGGUUCGUUUCUAGCAAAACAUUACAUUGACAGGACGUCCAGGAAGUAUCGUCAUGGCAUCACAGUACAAAAGAUCAGCUUUAGGUGGCACCAAGAAAAGAACAGGUCCCAAACCUGAACUCACUGAAGAACAGAAACAAGAAAUUAGAGAAGCAUUUGAUCUUUUUGAUGCUGAUGGAUCGGGAACGAUAGAUGUGAAGCAAAUUAAGGUUGCGAUGAGAGCGCUUGGGUUUGAGCCGAAGAAAGAGGAGAUUAAGAAGAUGAUCCAAGAUAUUGAUAAAGAAGGUUCCGGCACGAUAGACUUUAAUGACUUUGUGACGUUAAUGACUGCAAAGAUGGGUGAAAAAGAUUCUAAAGAAGAGAUCCUCAAAGCCUUUAGGCUAUUUGAUGAUGAUGCAACUGGUAAAAUAUCAUUUAAAAAUCUCAAACGAGUGGCCAAGGAAUUAGGAGAAAAUCUUACUGAUGAAGAGCUACAGGAAAUGAUUGAUGAAGCAGACAGAGAUGGAGAUGGUGAAAUCAAUGAAGCAGAGUUCUUAAGAAUUAUGAAGAAAACUAGCCUUUAUUAGAAACAUCACGUUAUUAAAAUGAUGACCUUUUUCAUCCCUAUUUGCCCAACAGUGGAAUGAUCCUUAUAUUUCAAACUUAAGGUUAUGCCAAAUUGCUGCCUAAAUAUAGGGAUUUUCAUAAAAUGCCUGUUCAGAUAUAAAUAUGGAGUUUAAUGUGUUGAACUCUUUUUAUUCCCCCCAUUCAUAUUUUUGGUUUUUUGUACAUUAUACUUUUCACUAUUGAUUUUUUUUGUCUAUAUGUGAUGUACACGGGUGUCAUAUAUGUUGUACACGGGUGUCAUAUAUGUUGUACACGGGUGUCAUAUAUGUUGAUAGACACUGUCGUACAGCUGAACAAAAUAUUUUGUUUUUGCAUCCUAUUUCCAGUGUACCCGGUACAUCACUUUACGGCAUCUGAAAAUUCAAAUCACCAUUUUGCCCAAUUAUACAUUACUAACACACUUGUCUAUAUACCUAAUACUUUUAAAUUCAAUUUUAAAAUAGUGUUAUGCAGCCAUGGUUUUUAAAUGUUAACAUCUCUGGUAUUUUAUAGAACAGAAUUUGGCAAGAAAAAAAAAGAUUAUCGAUGAACCCAUAUUGAUUCCUUUGCUGCUGACUAUUCCUAACUAUCAUUCGGUUAAUAUCCAGUAGGUCAAUGAUUUUUAGUCGUCACGCAGCACAUGUUCGAAUACUGUAAAUGUUGUUUACAUGUGUAAUCGUCGUAUGGGCUCUUAUACAUGUCAUAAAGGUUCUUGCGUUUCGUAGGUUCUUGUAUUCUUCACACAAGACCCAUAGCAAACAUUAUUCAGUGUGACAAUUGUGAUACUUUAAAUUUAUUUUGAAUCUUGUACGUGUGAAUUUUAUCUGGUCACACCAUGACUGUAUAAUCGGUGUUCAGUCGGGUUUGUGUCUGUCAACUUUGUAAAUAAUGAAAUCUUGAGAUCAUCAAUCGUAUGUGCCUAUGUGAUGCUUCCAUUGUUCUGAUAUUUAUUAACGUCCAUUUCAGAUUGUACUUAAUCCAUUUCUUUGGCACUCAUCAUUACCAUUUCUUGUUUGUGAUUGAAAUUUUUUUUGAUUCUCAAGUUCUGAUUGUGAAGUUUGUAAUCUGUAUUAAAGUAUAUCUUUUAUGUAAA